Molecule: messenger RNA, 4735 nt
Organism: Hypomesus transpacificus
Lineage: Eukaryota; Metazoa; Chordata; Actinopteri; Osmeriformes; Osmeridae
Gene: mtss1
Product: MTSS I-BAR domain containing 1
Exons: 14
Coding region: 665-2920 (751 amino acids)
Biological process (GO): plasma membrane organization; cell projection assembly
Cellular component (GO): actin cytoskeleton; cytoplasmic side of plasma membrane
Molecular function (GO): actin binding; phospholipid binding
Source: RefSeq, a predicted model, not a curated record
CCUACUGGCGCUAUCUUGACGGUCCUCGAAGGAUUCGGCUUGAGUGAAGUAUUUUUUAAAGCACCGCGGCACACGAUAGCCUAGGUUAGAAAGGACUAUUUCUGUGAACUAGCAAACCUUAACUAGUUCUAGCUAACGUAAAUGUCAGCUGAAUUCACACGGCGGCCGUUCUUUCUUGUUCAGCUCCUUUAACGCAAGCGAGUGUUUUAGACAGUAGUGACUACUGUACCAGGCUAGGUAGCAAACGAAUAGCAAGCUAGCUUGGUUGUUAGCCACCUUGCUGGGGUCGAGUACACGUUUGCUUAGGACGCAUAUGCUGAUUAAAAUCAAGUGAAUGUGGUGUAUUUCCAACUCUACAUUCAGCCAUGAUAUCGUUGGUUGGAGGUCUAUCAUGUUGGCUGGCUAGUAUUAGCUAACGUUAGUUUAGCUACGGCCAGCCUUGACGUCCAGACCUGGCUUGGUGUUACAGGACUAUUCCACGUAGUUACCGAGUUUCCUCCCGGGAACACUGUUUUCCUCUGAACUCGCCGUAUUUCACCAUUCUGGAGGUUGGGUUUAAACACGCUUUACUUUGCUUUUCGAUAAAUAAAUAAAUCAUUUUCAUUAUUUCUCUACGAGGGUUAGAGUUAAAUAUCUACAGAGGUUAGUUGUGUGCUUUGGAAAAAUGGAUGCGGGGAUCGAAAAGGAAUGCAGCGCUCUUGGAGGGCUUUUCCAGCUCAUCAUGAACGACAUGAAGGCGAGUUAUCCAGCGUGGGAGGACUUUGUCACCAAAGGAGCAAAGCUGCAAUCUCAGUUAAGGGCGACCAUCCUGGUGACAGGCUCGUUCCUGGAUGCCUUCCAGAAGGUGGCAGACAUGGCCACUGGAACCAGAGGUGCAACCAAGGAGAUUGGCUCGGCCUUGACCCGGAUGUGCAUGAGGCACAGGAGCAUCGAGUCCAAACUGAAGCUGUUCACCACGGCUCUGACAGAUGGGCUGGUUGCUCCCCUGGAGCUGAAGAUCGAGGAGUGGAAGAGAGUGGCCGGUCAGCUGGACAAGGACCAUGCCAAAGACUACAAGAGGGCCCGAGCAGAUAUCAAGAAAAAGUCAUCAGACACCAUCAAGCUGCAGAAGAAAGUCAAGAAAGGGAAGGGUGAGGUGAGGGGCCAGCUGGACAGCGCUCUACAGGAUGUGAAUGUUCGUUACGCGGUGUUGGAGGAGACGGAGAAGAAGGCCGUGUGCAGGGCUCUCAUCGAAGAGAGAAGCCGUUACUGCUCAUUCGUUAGCCUGCUCAAACCCGUUCUGGAUCAUGAGAUCAGCAUGCUGGGAGAAGUAACACACCUGCAGACCAUCCUGGAAGACCUGAGCAGCCUCACAGCUGACCCACACACCCUGCCCCCCUCCAGCCAGCAGGUGAUUCUGGACCUGAAGGGCUCUGACUUCAGCUACAGCUACCAGACCCCUCCUGCCUCCCCAAGCCACACUCCAUCCCGCAAGAGCAGCAUCAGCAGUGCGUACCAGUCUGCUCAUGGUCCCUCUCUGGACUCCCUCUCCUGUACUGUGGACGGGAUGCACCUAAGGCCGCCCUCCAUGGACCCUGCCCAGUGUUUGGCUGGUGGUCCUCCAGGGUCCAGGAGUGGGCAAAAUGAUCCUGGUCCUGAGAACGGCACUGCAUACACACAUGUGGAGAGAGCCAGAGCCAUGUCUGCCUCCUGGAAGCCUCCUACAGCCAGGGAGCAGCUGGCCCUGGCGUUGGGGGCGGGGCUGAACUGUGACGGCCCUCGGAGCAGCAGAGAUUCCCUGCACUGCUCCUCUGGCUACAGCACCCAGACCACCACGCCCUCCUGCUCUGACGACACCAUCCCCUCUCACGCUUUAAAGAAAGAACCCCCUAUCUAUGACUACGACUCCAUCUCUCUCCACGGAGGGGAGGAGCUCCACCACGGUCAUCCUGACUUCGACAAGUCCUCCACCAUCCCCCGCAACAGCGACCUGGUCCUCAACUACCGCAAGCUCCUGCAGACCAAGCGUCCGGCCUCCACGGUCAGCCUGCUGGCAGAGCCCGAGCCCCUGUCGUCACGCUCCUCACACACCGCCACCAUCCGCAGGAAACCCUCCUCCAAGCCGGCCUACCGGCGCGGCACCAUCAGUGGGGGGCUCCCCAUCCCCAUCUGCACCCCCCAGGUGCCCCUCAAGGCCAUGGCGGGGGGCGGCGGGGGAGCGGGGGGCAGCCAAGAGAACAUGGCGCCACCCGGUGGUCUGGGCCAUGCCAAGCACGGCUUGUGUACCUCCACCCAGAGCCUUAGUGCCAUGCCUUCCUCCUCCUCCUCUCAGUACUACUCCCCGGGGCAGGGGCAGGUCCCGGGGCAGGGGGCUGCUCAGGGCAGCUCAGAGCAGCUGUAUCAGCUCAAUAAGCAGCAGCAGUAUGCUCUGCACCAGCAGCAGCAGAGGCAGUACCACGCUCAGCUGCAACAUCAACAGCAGCAACAUCAACAACAGCAACAGCAGCAACAGCAGCAGCAGCAUCAAAAACAACAGCAAGAACAACAACAACUGCAGCAACAACAACAACUUCAAAAACAGCUGCAUCAGCAGCAACAGCAGAUGCAACAACAACGUCAGCAACUACAAAAAAUGCACCAAUCACAACAACAACAACAGCAGCACCUGCAGCAGCCUGAACCACAGCAACUGCAGCUGAAUCAACAGCUGUACCAGCAGACACAACAACAACCAGAUCAGCACUACCAGCUGCAGCCGUCCCCAAGCCUGCCUCCCCAGAUGGAGGACCCGGGGCCCCCCCAGCAGCAGCCCCCGGAGGACGGGGCCCCCCUCCAGGGAGGGGGCCACAUGCUCACUAUGAUUCGAGGGGUUAAACUACGUCGGACCCUCACCAACGAUCGCUCCGCCCCCUUCAUUCCCACCCCGCCUAAUCACCUCUGAGGAUGAAGACAUGGGCUGCCCCCCCCCCUAAGAUGAUCUACCCCUAAACCCCCCAGGGUACCCCCCUGGUGUAACCCCCCCCCCCUCCCCCCCCGUGUUGUCUCUCAAUCACAGUUCAGCUCUUUUGCCUGUUAAGAUGUAUGUUUUAUGGUUUUGACAGUGUUUUUUUCUGUAGAGAGGAGAGGUGAAGGUUUUAUAGACAAUCUUGGUUCAGCCAAUAAACAGCUGACUCUGAACAACCUGUCCAAUCAGAGUUCUGUAUUCGGCUGAUGGAAUGUUGCUUCUCAGUUUGAAUGUGCCGCGUUCACAUUAGCAUCUACGUAAUGCAGUAAGAUGUCUCGAUGAUACAAUGUUCCUAUAUAACUGUGGAGUAACAGAAAUGAAGAUGCCUUGCUUACAGUAGUCUUAUUGCUUACUUGGUGAUGUAACUCUUGUGUGUGUAUAUAAAGGCCAGCGGUUGUCAGGUCUCUGUUGUUCCAGAUAAUGGAUCUAAAGAUUUGUCUUUGGGUGCUCUUAUUUUUUUAUAAAAUUUCCCCGGAUGUGCUGUAGCUACAGUUUAUAGCUGGAGAACCAGAAACACAGCUGAUCUGGGGUCAGGAGGGCUUCUGGGUACUGUAGUUCUUGGGUCUUACGCGCUUCAGCCUAUUUAUUCAGUUGAUUGCUUUUGAUGUGCCCCCCCCCCCAUUACACACACACACACACCUAGUUCCUAACUCACCUUGACCAAAUGUAACCAUGUUUAAAUAUCUCAGUUAGUAUCGUCAGUGACGGUUCUGGUCCAAGUUGGUGGAUGAUUUUGAGUGUCACCCAGCUGGACUGGGCCAUUCUAUUUUCUCCCACUUUUGGGGGGGGAGGGGGGAUAUGUGUUCUAGAAGGUGACUUGGAACUCUAGAUGUGUUCCAGAAGGUGAACCAGAACUCUAGAUGUGUUCCAAGGGAGCAGACACUUGUGGAAUGGAAGUUGAGAAGGGAUUUGUUUGGGGGUUGGCAUGUUUGAUUAGAUUGAUGUUUGAUUGGUUCUGGUUAACAUUAGCUGCUUAGCAUUAGCUGCUUAGCUUUAGCUGAAAAGGUCAAGACCUCACCUGCUCACUGUGCAAAGCUGCUACUGCCAGCUUAAAGUGCGUGCAGUUUUUUUUGGAGAUGGUUUUUUUAUUAGACAUUUUCCAUGCGCUUAAAUCAAACAAUUGCAAAGAUGCACAGCCUACCCAAAGUCUUAUCGAUAGUGUUGUAAAAGAUCAAGCGAUUGUAGGUUCUUUUCCCCACAUUUUCAACAAGCUACGAGGCUCCCUAACCAGAGCUCAUCCAUCACACGAUCAGAGAACAAGAUGAUCACAAUCUUGGAACGCACCUUUUUGAAAGUGUUACAAAAAGUAAUCACCACACACACACACAGAUGAGAGCCCCAGUGUCAGCUGGAUCUGCCAGCCUAAGCACCCUCACACAGAUGGCCCCGCCACAGUCCCUUCAGAUUAGGAGCUCAUCCAGAACACAAAGGUAAACAUGACUGUAGUCAUGGUGGGGGUGUAGAAGGCAGGGCUGGGGUUAGCGAUGCCCGGAACCCUGAACCUGAGGAUUCCGUAGAUGUGGUUCUGGAUAACCUGAGAGUUCUGUAGAUGUGGUUCUGGAGAACCUGAGAGUUCUGUAGAUGUGGUUCUGGAGAACGUGGGGGUCUGGAAAACGUGGGGGUUCUGUACACGUGUUUCUGGUCUAGAAAGGGAGUUGAUCUCCCGGCAGUCGCGACGCAUCUUUAUCCUCAUUAGAAAAGUUGAAGCCUUAAUCAAAAAGUGAGAUUUUAAAAUAAAAUGUUUUGAAAGUG